AUGGAAAAGUCGCUCUCAGCUCACACGCUGCACAACGUUGCCCAUACCGAAGCCAACCUGAAACACAGCCAAUCUGGAGGUGGACUUUUCCCGAACACAGACGUGAAGCAAGUGGGACAAGUGCAAACCUACAAGCUGGGACCUCGCCUGGCGACCAAUCUUGUUGGCAAGGCUUUUGAUGGCAUUGAAGAUCUCAAUCGUGAGGAAUUGAGAAAAGAAGAUGGCUGGAAAUAUCUUCUUGCUCAUCUGGAAAAGACGCGAGGCAAGACCAAAGUGGACUUGCUGGGAGAUGCUUUUUCUGAAUUCUUUCUCAAGAAGGAAACUUUCCGUCGCGAUGGCGAAGAGAUGAAUGACUUCGAGGCCCGAUAUCGCACUCUGGUCCGAAAGAUGGAGAAAGCACUGGUGGCUGUAGGUUCUGCAAACAAGAUGCCGACAGAAGUGUUUGGGUGGUUCAUGGUCAAUGUCUUCAUGCGCCUGGAAUCUUCUGAUGCGGCAAAUGUUCGAGGACAAGCGGCCAGCUACAAGCUUGAAGAUGUGACCACGGCUUUGCACACGAUGUGGUCUAGUGGAAGCUUGGCUCAGCGAGAUGCUGAGAUUCGGAGACGUCGCAAGGAAGGUCAGACUUUCCUUUGUGAAGAUGAGGGCGGCCUUGGUGAAGUUCAUCAGGCUGAUGGACAGCAAGCCAUACUCUGGUAUCAAGAUGCCAAAGCGGCUCUAAUGGAAGAGCCUGAGGAUGAGGCGAUCCUGGCAAACUUCCGGGAAGCAAGACGGGCCCUUGAUCAGGCCCGGACCUCCAGAGGAUUCUAUCCAGUCCGGAAUCCGAACGCUCCUCGUCCAGAUGGCAAGGGCUAUGGCCGUGGCUUUGGAAAAGGUGGCGCAGACCACAGCGAGAUUGCGUGUGUGCGACGCGGGAAGAAAGGCCACAUAGCCCGCAACUGUCCUCAGAGAGCAGGAAACGCCAAGGGGCGUGGGAAAAAUGGUGCCGUGAACUUUGUUGGCUGGAUGGUGAGUGUGCAUGACGAAGAACUGCAGGACGACGAUGACGACAACCAUCCUCUGGGACCGUGGGAUCUGGAGGAAAACCUCGAUGACAUGUACCGUGAGGAAGUGACUCCUGCCUCAGCGUUCGUGGUGUCAAGCGUGGCACCGCCUGACAAUGAUGUGGGCACGAUUCUGAAAACGAAUGGUGGCGAGGAUGUUUUUCUCGCACAUGGUCCGAAAAAGGGCAUGGCCAUCAUUGACAGUGGCGCCUCAGAGAACAUCAUUGGCGAGGACACGCUUCAAGACCUUGCUGAAUGCCUCCGUGAGCUAGAGUUUGAUCCCAUGGAAGAGAUCGAGGUGGACCGAAACAUCCAUAAACAGUUCACCUAUGGUAAUAACUUGACCAGCGCAGGACUUGGCCUCACACAUGUCAACGCAGGCAUUUGCGGACAGGAAGUGCCAGUGCAAGCUCACAUGGUUGAAGGCGCAACCCCUUUUCUUCUCUCCGCUAAAUUUCUUUAUGAUCUGGAUGCGACCAUCAAUUUCAGAAAAGGGAUUGCUGUCUUUCGAAAGCUUUCUGAGCAGCAAAUCAAACUUGAGCGCAGUUCCAGUAAUCAUCUUUUGCUGCCCAUGACAGCUUUUGCUGGCAGAAGUGAAGUUCUUCAAGCUCUCGCUGUGGAUCAGACGGAGCUGACGCCAGUAUCCUUGAUCAAGCAGCGCAUUUUGACUGGAAACAACGUGACCCCAACGAGCAGCCAGUUCUUGGUCGAGACGAUAUCCCUUCUUUGCUUCUUCCUCCAGAUGGCGAAUCGCAACCUGAAGGACCUCUACAAUCAGCUCUACCCGAAGGAUCGCGAGCCAACCGCGGCUCAAAUCCAGGCAGAGCUCGAGCGGACCCUGAACAUCCCGGAGGCCGAGAUCGACAACUUCAAGAUUCAAGCCAGGAAGUACAAGGGCAAAACCUUCAGCGACCUGUACCAGGACAAGGGGUACGUGAAAUGGUUGACCGAGCACCAAACCGGCACUCGGAAGACCACCUCGGUCGGAAUGCGGCAGAUCCUCAUCCUUCUCGAGCGCCGCCUCGCGAGCGACAUUCAGAACCAGGGAGGAGUAGUCCGUCCGAAAACAGCACCCCAGGAGACUCCCGGGACCGGAAGCGCGGGCCUGCCGGCGCCGGGACACCAGAAGACUGUGACGGUCAAAGGGCCAAGCCUCGACGAGACGGACCUGGACGAGGAGAUGAGCCGAGUCGAGGCAGUGGAGAUCGGUCAGGUGGAGCUGCAGGAGUCCAUGAUCCAAAUGAACGAGUGCAUCGGGAAGAUGGAGCACAUGCUGGGCGCCAUCCUGACGGAGUUGCAGCGCACCGCCAUGAAGCAGGGAUCCGGGACGGAACCCCAGUGA
Symbiodinium pilosum is the source of this 2382-nucleotide messenger RNA. NCBI's taxonomy places the organism in Eukaryota, Dinophyceae, Suessiales, Symbiodiniaceae. The record is from the annotation of a GenBank genome assembly.